Molecule: messenger RNA, 6692 nt
Organism: Hypanus sabinus (Atlantic stingray)
Lineage: Eukaryota; Metazoa; Chordata; Chondrichthyes; Myliobatiformes; Dasyatidae
Exons: 14
Coding region: 392-2215 (607 amino acids)
Biological process (GO): positive regulation of hippo signaling
Cellular component (GO): cytoskeleton; cytoplasmic side of apical plasma membrane
Source: RefSeq, a predicted model, not a curated record
GCCUGGGACUGCAGCUUGGAAUCUCACCUGUCGCAACUCGCUUCUUCUGCCAGGAAGUUCCCAGCUUCUUGCCGGUUGCGGCAGGACGGCAACUAUUUCUACAAGGCAGCCAAGGAUUAGUGGCAGGGAUCGCUCUCGCGUGAGUCAGAUUACACUGACAUUUGCGCAGAGAUAUUUGUGCACUUCCACUGAGCGGAGUUGGGCGAGGCGUGCUCCUAUCCUCUCGCUGCCCUCAUAAAUAGUGGGUGGUCGGUUUCAGCGGCAUCGCCUAUGGAAAAGACUAGAUGAGUGCAGGCUGGAUGCAGUUCGACAUUCGGUAAGGAGAACUUGUGGAGGACAACAUAGAACCAGAUAGAGAUUAAAUCAACCAAAGACUUCUCACAGGCCUCUGAUGAGCAGACAACUGUCCGGGAAUAAAAUGAUGCCAGACCAACGCAUUGUUUCCGUGCUUCUGCCAAACAAUGAACAACUUGAAGUCCUGGUUGGGGUAAAAGAUACAGUUCAACAACUCUACAAUCAAGUUUGUGACAUACUAAAGAUCCGAGAUGAUCACUUCUUGGGACUGAGUGUGGUACAGAACAAUGAACACAUUUUCAUGGACUUGGAGCAGAAGCUAAACAAAUAUUUUCCCAAGGAAUGGAAGAAAGAAACAAGCAAAAACGAUGAAAAGGUUGGCUCUCCAUUUGUCGUUUGUUUAAGAGUGCAGUACUAUGUAGAAAAUGGAAAAGUAAUAAGUGACAAGAAGGCAAGGCACUUCUAUUAUUGCCAACUCAAAGAGCAAGUCUUGAACUCUAGCUGCACAAGCAAAGAAGAAGCCUAUUUUUUGCUUACGGCGUAUGCAUUGCAGGCUGACAUGGGAAAUUACAAAAAGAAUGUGCACACUGGGAGCUACUUUGAACCUCGGUGUUAUUUCCCUGAAUGGGUAAUUAGAAAAAGGGGCUGUGAGUAUAUUUUGAAGCACGUGCCAAAAAUGCACAGAGAGCAGCGUGGAUUGACUUCAAAGGAGGCGAUGCUGAGGUUUAUUAAAGAGGCUUGUCUUUUAGAGGAUGUGCCUGUUCAUUACUACCGGCUUCAGAAAGACAAAAAGGAAGAGCAUCCCUCAGUUGUGCUUGGACUCACUUUGAAAGGCAUGCAUAUCUAUCAGGAGAUUCACAAUGUCCGACAUUUGUUGUACGACUUUCCCUGGUCAAAUAUUGGCAAGCUAACCUUUCUGGGAAAGAAAUUUGAGAUCCAGCCAGAUGGUUUGCCCUCGGCUCGAAAGUUGAUCUAUUACACAGGCUGUCCAUUCCGAUCCAAGCAUCUCCUGCAGCUCCUCAGCAAUAGUCACCGGCUCUAUAUGAACAUUCAGCCUGUGCUCAAACAGAUCCGGAAAAUGGAAGAAACAGAAGAUAAAAAGCGCUACAGAGAAUCGUACAUCAGUGAUACCUUUGAGAUGGAUCUCGGACGACUAGAUGCACAUUCCCAUGGCAGUGGGAGCAGCCAGGGAAGCGAAAGGAAGAAAUGUCCCUCUCGUCAGUCAACGGUCAGCCACAGCAGUUCACACACCUCUGGAAUUGAGGCAGAUUCAAGAUACAGAAUGUCUGCAGAAAUGGCAGUGGAUGAGCCAUUGUCCAGCGAAGCUGUGCACAGUAUGGCUCAAUCUUGUAGUUCCAUGAUAAGCCGUGGAAGCUCCCAUACAUCAGGAAUUGAGAGCAACAACAAAUAUCGGACAGAGAAUAAUGGUACGGACAUUGAGGAAGAGGUACCUAUCAAUAAUUUACUUAGGAUACCACAUUCAAACUGUCUGAUUGAAGGUGAAUCUGUCGACAACACCCUGGAAGAAGAGGAUUACCAGCAAGGCGAGUCAGAAAUUGGUAUUGGUAAUGAACUCAUUGAGAGUUUAUGUGAUCCUUCAGUAAAACUUCAAGGGCAAAGUGUUAACACACUCUCACAGGCCUCACGUUCUAAGUCAAGAAACUCAACUGAUCGGCACAGUCAGAGUUUAGAUGAUGUACGCUUGUACCAACGACAACCACCUUUGUGCUCUACUUUGUCUUCAGACAACUCUCAGAGCUACACUUUUGGCUGUAUCUAUGAGGACAAGGAUAGCCAAUUUUGUUAUACUUAUUCCACAGCAGAUUGUAAGACUAAGUCCACUUUCUAUGGUAAACGUUCAAUGAACUGUCUGUCCUUGGAUCUUCUUGGAGAUGAACAACUAAUGGAAUUUGUGGUGUAAUUAAAGACUGUAUAAAUACAGUGGAUAUGUUCACUAGCAAAACUUGGACUGAUCUACUUUGAGUAUUAAAGAAGGAACACAAAAUAUCCUCCAGUAAGAGCCCACACUGAGUAAACAUUCAAAAACUUGACCCUUAAAGUAAUUAUUGCAAAUACCUUAAUGGAUUAUUUUAUACCUCAUCAUCUCAGCUGAAGACUCGCUGUAAGAGCCAGCAGCACUUAUUGCAGUAUUUUGGAACUUGCUGUGGUAAUGCUGUAAUGAAUUUUAUACCUAAUUUAUAUUUCAGAAUCCAGCACAUUUUUGUUGAUGGUGACCUCUGCAAGCAAUUUGACAUUUGUCCAAAUGAGAAAAAUGCAGGUAGUGCAGCAAAUUUGUGAGGUGUUCCAAUACUGAUGAAUUGGGAAGCUGUGAAUUAUAUAGAAUGGAAGUGGAAUUAGUUUCACUGAGAUACAGUGAAAAACUUCUGUUUGCAUGCCAUCGUGACCUUCAUUCAUUACUCCUUCAGCUAUAAGACCAAAUUGUGUUUCAGGAGUAAGCUAACCUGAAAGUUAACUUUUAACAAACAAUUCAGCAAGGAGUAUGAGAAGGAUAGAAUAUUUUCUCCAGAAAAUUAUUGACUGUUUUAUUUUUAUAUUCCUCUCUGCUUUAAAGAGGAAUUUAAAUAUGUGCUAGUAAGUAACAAUGAAUGAUUAUGCUGAUUUUACAGAUAUCUUUAACGGGUGGUAAAAGGACUGAUGCUUCAGAUGACAAAUAAACGGUUAUUACUUUGGCAUCACUGCAGAGUGAUGAAUAGCUGAGUUAGAAAGGAAACUAGAAGUCCAGCCAUGAUGGGUAAUACUGUGGUAAUAUUGCAUAACAAAGAAAAAUUGGAGGCAUACUAUGUUGGUGCUGGAAUGUGUGACAAUGCUUGCAGAUUGACCACAGCACUUAUCUAGGCUGUACUGGUUGUUAACACAAACAAUGCAUUUCACUGUACCUUUUAACAUACAUGUGAUAAAUAAAUCUGACUCUAGAGGUGGUAGAACAAGUAUCCACCUUAAUGACUAAAUAGUUUCAAGUAAAGUUGUACUGAAAUUACGAAAAUCAUCAUUCUUAAAAUGGAAGGAAAGAAUCUCAGUCCAGUCCAAAAUGUCGACAGUUUAUUCCUCUCCAUAGAUGCUGCCUAACCUGCUGAAUUCCUCCAACAUUUUUUGUGUGUCACUCAUGAGAGAAUCCACUGCAGUUUCAUAUUCCUGCCUACCUCUUGAUGUUACUUUUUCUGUUUCCACUAUAUAGAGUUGUGAUAUAGCUUGUGAUAAACUGAGCCAGAUUGUGCUGGUGUAUUCUGGAAGUGUUCAUUUGAAACAAACUUUUCAGUAAUAUUGUAAUGUAAAAAUUAAAAUUGUGUAAAUUAUCACUCCUCAGACAAUGAAUCAGUCCAAGGCAGCAAGGAAAAACUUAAAUAUCCAAUACUUAAAGAGGCUUAACAGCAAUAUUAUCGUCCAGGUUGCUAAAAUGGGGAUUAUAGCUGGCAGAAGGCAAAUUGUUGAGAAAGAUAAACCCACCUGAUAUAAUCUACACAGAUCUACAUCAUCAAAGUAUAUGACUUUGACAAUGUUGCAAGUGAUGGACCAUCACAGCAUCCUCAUGGAAAGAAAUGCCAUGGUCUUGUUUUCUCUAGUGGCUGCAAGCUGGGGAACCACGAGUCACUGUAAUCCAUCAGAAAGAACAAAAUUGUACUUCACCACAUCUUGUAACCUCAUGGAUGAACCAUAUACCUCAUUCUAGUAUCAAUGUCAAACCAAUAUCUGGUUUCUCACUGAGACAUAAGAAACAGCAUCAAACAUAUCUGAAAAUGGGAGCUGUUUCAGUGAAACUACAAUGGAGGAUGGCAUGCAUAUGAGUGCAUUUAAGCAAUCCAAGACCCAACAGAUUGAAUCAAUACUGUUGUCUUGCAGUGUUGACACAUGAAAGCUGCUGAACUACGGAGAAAGCUCCAUGAAUAUUCCAUGAUAGCAUGAGUGUAAAAGAUGAGGCUGAACUGUUUGCUCCCAUCUUUAGCUAUACAAGGGCAGAGUAGAUGAAUGAUCCAUUCUAGAUAACUCAUGUGGCAUAUCGUAGUUUAUAUUGUUUUAACGCCACUUGGUUUUGAUUUCAUUAAAAUCUUGGUCUCAACUUGGAUAAAAGAGUUGAAUUCCAGAAGACUGACAUAAAAACAGAAAUUAUUGGAUUGUUGCAUCAAUGGGAAUCAGAGCAGCAAUUCCUUAAAAACAACUUGGGACAUGUACAGCAGGUACACAGAACCAAGCAAUCCAAGUUCUCUACCAAGCCAUAAACCUCAACAUAUAUUGCCUUUUCUUUGUGCCCAGCAGCACUGAACCUAAUAUCACUCUUAUAUACAGAACCUAAUAUACAGCCGAUAUGUCAACUGUACUUCUUCCUAUAGAGGCUGCCUGGCCUGCUGCGUUCCACCAGCAUUUUGUGUGUAUCACUCUUGAGAGUAGCUUCAUCACAGGCUGCAGUCCUUCAAGAAGGCAGUUUUUUUUAAAAUCAGCUUCAAGGUCAGCUACUAAUGGGCCAUGAAUGCUGGCCUUCCUAAAACUAUACACAACCUGAGUAUGAAACAAAAAUUUCCUGAACAAAAAAAACCUUAAUAUGAGGAAUUGCAUUGCCCUGCUUUUCGGAGCAGCCUUGAUGCUGAUGCGUGCCUAACUGCCUUAAAUGUUCUUCGGAGUAAGAGAAUAUAUGACUAAUAUUACAAUGCAGUCCACUGUAAAAUAAUGAAAAGUUAGCAAUAUAGGCCAAAUAACCACAAUAUGGAUGAUUUGAAGGUGAGAGUUCAGAUACUGAGAUGAAGAGAGGCAGAAUUAAUUCCUGUCCUUAUUAUAUUUAUUACUUUGUAAUGUGCUUGUUUAAAAAAAACUUUAAAGUGAUGAUUAUUCAGCCCUCUCAAAUGGAACUGAGCAUCUAGUCUAUGUCUUUGUCCUUUCUCCAUAUUCUUCAGUACUUUGUCCUUUUAUAUGUUUACCUAGUUGUUAUUUAAGCUCUGUCUCCAAGUAAUUCAUAUUACAUUCUAAUGCCCCUCCUAUGUAAGAUUUGGACUUUAUCUUCCCUAUUCUGGUAAAAACACGAUGGUUUGAAAAUCAUAAACACUUGGUCCAGGUCGCAUUUUAGUUAACAUUCACUGUUUUCUCUGUGACUUCCUUUGAGGUACUCUAACUGAAUGCCGAUAUCCUGACAUGUUGCCUGCAACCUGACAGUACAUGAGCAGCUAGGAUAAAUCAACCAGAUUAAAAAUGUUAAUAUUAUUUACAUUUUUCCCCUAUAAGCCAAAUAUUGUUUUCUCCUAAACUCCUUUCCCUUUAUCAAUUGCCAUGCAGACUUGCUUUCUUUUCCUUCUUCAUGUAUUUUCUUGUUCACUUAAUCAAACACACACACAUUGGUAGUGCUAGUAUGUUGUGAACUGAGGAGCUGAACGUGCAAGCUGUUAUAUAAUGAAUUAUUUAUAUUUCUUUCAAACCUGCAUUAUGUUCUUAUAAACCAUAAUAACAUUUGUUACCUAGUUUGUAGAUUUGGAAAAUCUAUAUGUACACUUCCUCGAGGAUUGCUUUAAAAUGCUGAAGAACAAUCACGUUGUAUUGUUUAGAACUUUAUUACAGUAUUAUAAAUAAGCACUGAUAAUCAUGCAAGUUAUCAUGUUUAUUUAGAUGUUGAAGAAAUAGAUUAUGUUUGUCUAAACCCCUAUUAUAUUUGUUGGGGGGGGGUUAAAUAUUUGUUAUAUAGAAUAGUUGAAUUGUUAUUUGUAUACAUUAAAGAUCUAGUUUUAAGUCUAAAAUAUUUUACAUCCACUGACACCCUUUCCAUGAAAGGACCUUUAUUAUUUAGAUAAAAUAAAACAUAAAACUUAAAAUUUCUUGCUGUAUUUUUUUCCAGAUUGGGCAGAUAAAUAUCUACACAAUUUUUCAGCUGUUUUGUUACUUUGUAGGUGUUCUUUCAGUUUCUGUACAUUAACUAAGCAAUUGUGAUUCCCAACAAGUGGGAAUCUAUUUGCCAGUAUUUAGCUAACAGCUUUGUACGUUUCAAUCUGUUGGUAAUCUUCAUCUCCCUCAUCAAAAAGUGCAGAAAACUGUUUCAGAUCAUUGGUUAGUCAAUAUCAGAAUGUUACUUAUUUCAACUCUUACCAUUAUUCUGUCAAUUCCCCAAUACUAAACUGCAUUCCCUCUCUGCUUCUUAAAUUCCUUUAUUGCACUGUCCUACCAGUCUUCAUUCUAUAGUUUGUUGACCCAUAUUAGUACCUAUUCCUCAUGGUGUUUCCUUCAGAAUUCUCAGUUUCCUCUGCUAUUCCCUACAUCAUUUUAUGGUCUACCACCCCUCCCCACUCCAUCCAAUUUCUGUAUGUAAACUUUCAUUUAACUUCGCCAAAUUUUCUGUAUGGCUUUUUCCAAAUCUUCCAACAUUAUUUAUCUGUUAUAAAAUUCAGAACCUGCCUACUGCUGUG